Messenger RNA from Cucurbitaria berberidis CBS 394.84, 2064 nucleotides. RefSeq lists its product as uncharacterized. The transcript has a single exon. The coding region runs from base 1 to 2064 and encodes 687 amino acids. The record is from RefSeq and is a predicted model, not a curated record. NCBI's taxonomy places the organism in Eukaryota, Fungi, Ascomycota, Dothideomycetes, Pleosporales, Cucurbitariaceae.
AUGAACAACGACAUUAGGCCCAUGUCCCAGACCCCGACUGUUGUCAACAAUGAGGUUGACAUUCACCGGAACAGCUGGAGGGACUCACCGAAAUCAUCCAAAGGCCAUCUGGUCGUUGAGGUCGAUGCAGUCACCAAAGUAAAAGGAACGCUUCGCAACGCGGAUUACGAGAACGCAUACGAAGUUGGGCCCGAUGAUGGCAUCGAUUGGAAGCCUGGCUUCAAGCAUCGGUUUCCGUGGGUUGGCUUUGCUGGUCUGUUGACGGUUAUACUGGCCACGGCUAUGGCAGUCGCGAUUCUAGUCCAAUCAGAUCGUAAACGAGUCAAAGACUGGCCUAUCGAGAGAUUUCCUACCCAGCCCAAUGUACUUCUCAACAUUGCAAACCAAGUCCAGAAUCUCGGGUUGAUCACCCUAAUUGCUCAAGGUCUCGCUAUCGCUUGGUGGAGGAAGGCUCUUCGUGGGAGUUCGUUGAAGACACUACACCAGAACCACGCGUACUCUCACAGCUUUUACGCCAUCAUCACCUCGGGAAAGCACUUCAACCUCAUCGCGCUCGCCGCACUCAUGACCAAAUUCGCUAUCAUCGACAGUACGCUUUUCCAGAAGGCAACAAAGACAAUCAUUACCCAGCAGGUUGCUUAUGCCAAUGCCUCCAUGACCGGUUGGAUCGAGACAGAUUGGAUAUCAAACAGCGGCGGUGUACCCGGAGAUGAAGGCAAUAUCAAGACCAUUGACGCGGCAUGGGCAAGUGUUAUUGAUGCAUACAACGGGAAGAUCGCAAAUGGCAAGGUGCAUGACUCCCUUGAAGGCAACGCAUCCUUCUUCGGGUGCCCGUUCCGACAGGAAUGCAGCGGCGCUCUCAAGGGCUUGGGGUUUGCCUUCAAUUGCUCAACAUCAGUUGAAAUCGUAGACUACGGGCUCCAACGCCAGAGUCAGCAAGGCGGCAUUUUAGCAUCUUAUCCUUUGUGGGACAUUAGCUUCAACUCUUCCUGGGCCAGCGACACUAAGCCAUAUGCUAGCAUCUUGCUAGAUAUGCUAUAUGUUGACAGCCAUGCUAGCACAGCGAGCGGGUCGUGUCCUGGCACUAUAACUCGGCGGUCGUGUGAGAUCCGCCCUGCAGUUGUCCAGUAUCCAGUCACUGUCAUGAUGCCCAGCGAAGAGGAACUACGCGGCAAAAAUAUCGUCACCCAUAUCAAGUUCUUUGAUGACAAAACGUACUGGCCCAUUAGCUCCCCACUCAACGAGCACGAACAGAUCGAUUCCUUGAAAGUUCUGGAGUACGUCGACCUCGAUGAGCAUUUCGGCGAGACAUCGACAAUUGGCGCCCUAACCUACGUCAUGAACAAUCUCUACAGCUCUUCCGCCAAUCUAACAUACGAGAACGAUUGGGAUAUUGAAGCCCGCGGUGCAUCAGCGCAAACUACCUUCUUCGCGGACACGGACACGGAAGACUUUAGCCGCUGCUGGUACGACAUUGAUAAGGCCGGCAAAGACGACCCAGCCGUCGAACUACUUCGCAAAAUCAACACGCUCAGCUUCGUGGCCGGCCUAUACCUCAAGGGCGCCCCUGCCAUCGACGUCAAGAAACGCGCCGAAGCAGGCAUGUCAAGUCAAGCAAUACUAACCUCAGUCACCGGCAUCGUCGAAGAGUACGUUACCUCGUUCGCAUACGUUGCCGGCGCCCUCGCCGCAACCUUUAUCACUCUACUCCUCGUGCUGCCCGUCUAUUGGGGCUUCUGGCAACUCGGGCGCAAAGUGACGCUCGGCCCACUCGAAAUCUCCCACGCGUUCGGAGCGCCCAUCCUUGCGCCGGAGAGGACAAAAGCACACCAUGGUGAGUUUGACGUGGUGCUGGAGGAAGUUGGCCAUCGGCGUGUGCAGUACGGACAGCGUGUCGAUGCGCCGCCGGGACAUAUGGGUAUUGCUGAGCCGGAUAUGGUGACUAAGCCGCGUUCGAGCGAUAAGUGGAGGGUUGGUAGGUCGAAUACUACUCAGCAGAUUGGCAUUAGCGCGGCGGUUGGGGGCAUUAUUGCUGCUACUGUUGGAGGUCAUGCGAGGGCUUGA